AUGAAUUAUGGCCAGAGAUGGGCCAGUGAUGAGAUUCCUGAGAGAAAGGCAACAGCUAUGGACCACUCACGACUAGGGGAACUUGAAUCUCCAUCAACCAGCACUAUAGACGUCCCAGGUCGCAAGGAAAAAGAAACAAAUCACUUGAUCACUAAAGUUCAGUCUGUAUCGCGCAACGGCCUACAUGGUGCCGUUGCUAGUUCAUUCAAUCAAGCUUGGCAUAGAACCGAACUUGAUCCCUCGGGCAGCGUAGCUCUGGCUUACUCGCAGCAUCGAGCCGAGCAGAUACUCGUCACUCCUACUGUGACCAUUGCUUGA
Molecule: messenger RNA, 318 nt
Organism: Cylicocyclus nassatus
Lineage: Eukaryota; Metazoa; Nematoda; Chromadorea; Rhabditida; Strongylidae
Source: the annotation of a GenBank genome assembly